UGUAUGCAACCACGUAAAUCACCUGCAUAUUCAGACAUUUCGUAGUCCUUGCAGCGUUUGGUGCAGCAAGAAGGGAACAACAGGAAGGCGAGGAGAGAUGAUAAUCCGUCCCCCCCACCUCUCCUCAAGCAGUCAGAGCCAGACGGAGUGUUUACCAUGAGCCGAGCUUCCACUCAGUUGUAGUUUCUAGAUGAGUGAUUCAUGUUUUCCUCCCAUUGGAUCGCAGUGGCUGCCGGAGCCGCACGUGCCGUGACGGGGACAAACAGUGAAGACAUUAGAGGGAGCGAGGAGGGACUCGGGAGUGAGGAGGGUUUCAGUCCACUUUCCACUUCCUAAACAGACCGAGACCACCUCUAACGGAGAAAUGGGGUGUAGGCUCCCAAAGCUGAGGAAGGCCGAGGAAAGGCGUAGCCCUGGCAACAUCUACUCCACCCUAAGACGGCCUCAAGUGGAGACUAAAGUUGGAGUGGCCUACACCUACCACUUUCUGGAUUUCCUGUUGGGGAAAGAAGAGGUGUCGGUGUCGUCUGUGCUCUGCCUGUCAUCGGUCAGAGAGCUGCCGGUUCAGGUCAGGGAACUGUACGCUCAGGGCUUUGUCCUGGUGGCAGUCCACCCCUUCGUCCAUCCCUGCGGCCCUCGCCAUGCUGACAUCCAGCGCCAGCUCCACCGGGCCGUGUUGGUCCGAGAGACGCAAAGUCCAGAGAAAAGCCAGCUGAGGUGGGCGAGAAACCGUCUGGAGACGGAGGUCUGCGUGGCCAGUCAACAGGCUGCUGACCCGGAAGCCAUCCAGAACUAUGUUAAGAAGAUCCAGGAUGUGGCAGAGCAAGGGAUGAUGUUUGUGGGCUUUCUACAACAGCCGGGCGGAGGGCCGUAUUUUUUGGGACCCUGGGACCCAGAGGAGCUGUCGUCCUUGCAUUCAAGCCCGUCGCCAAUACAUCGGCAGCCUUUCAGCACCAAUACGAGCCCAACGGAGCCGAACCUGAACGGUGAAGAUGCUGAUCUCUGCUGCUGUGAAUCACAAGAGUCGGAUUAUGGGGCUGUAGAGAGUGUCAAACAGGAUCAAAACUCCUCAGCGUCCAGAAAACCAAACUUCAGCCUCCUGAAGCACCCAGUAAACUCUCCUCAUAACCUAGAGGAGCUUUGUGAUCAAAUAAUAACCUCACAGAUUGGUGCCAAGGACUUCAAUAAACCUCAUAAUCACAUCAAACCUGAAGCUCACAACAUGGCAGAAGUCCAGGGCAAACGGUCAAAUAUGAGCCUACCAGAAACGACAGUCACAACGAGGCUGCCAGAGUGUAGAUCACAAGAGACUAAACAGCACUUCACUGCAUCCACAGAGAAACAAAGGAGAGUUUCCAGCCCAGACAGCUGGCUCAGCUCUCCAGAUCUGGAUUGUAACCAUGACAGAAGAUCUAACUCGACGCAGACAGAUGGGCAAAGACGCGUGACAACACAGAACAACAAUCACAUCAGGCUGACGAAUUCUGGGAAUGACACAGGUUCAAGCUCACCGCCGGCACAGGCUAGGAUGCAGCUGUUUGCACUGUACAACCACACAGAAGAGCCCGACACGUCCCUGAGGUUCUACUCUCUCAGGGUGCCUCUUCAUGUUCAAAAGGAGGCGGAGGCGAUCACCGACGUUGAUGCAAACUGGCUCGACCACAUGACUCAGCACUUUAGCAGCGGGGCGCAGCUCAUUGAUGGGUUUUUCCACCUCGCAGACGACCAUGACAGUGGCGUUUCAUCUGUGGAUAGCGUUUUCAUCUUCCAGAGCUCCGCGGAGGAGACCACAGACACCUCCUAUGACGCCAUCGUGGUUGAGCAGUGGACUGUUAUAGAUGGCGUUGUGGUGAAGACUGAUUACAUCCCGCUGCUCCAGUCCUUAGCUCCAUAUGGAUGGAGACUGAUGUGUGUGCUGCCAACACCCAUUGUCAGAACAAACAGUGAUGGAAGUUUGUCGACUAAGCAAAUCCUUUUCCUUCAGAGACCCAUUUUGCAACGCAGGAGAAAAGACUUCAAGAUGCUGAACCUCAGAGGUCGCAGCAAGGCAAAGAAACACUCAGCCGGGGAGGCGCUAGACGAGCAAGAGAACAAGUCCCUCGUGAUAGAGACUGAGAUGGACAGGCUGAGGAUCAACGAAGAGGAAGAGGAGGCGGAGGGGAGGAAGAGAGGGGACAGCGGAAGGAGCCAAAGAGCGGGCCUUCAGAAGGGCGGAGACGGGGCGCAGCAUCAAAAGGCCUUCUCCCUUCUGCUGGAGCGCAGGGCUUCUGUCGAAUAUCAAGAGGAGGAAACCGACGUCGACGCCGUGCCGCUGCCCAGGCAGGAGAAGGCGGUGAGGUGGACGGAUUUCUGUCCGGGUGACGAGAGGGGGAUGAAGGAAAAGGUCAGGGUGGAGGAGCGCAUCAAACAGCAGCUGUUCUCCGGCGUUUGUUGACGUAACUGCGAACGGAGGGAAGGAAGAGCUUUUAAAUGUUCAGUUUGAAUUCCUGUGGAAGAACUAGUCUGGAGGAAAGCAUAUACGGUGCUGUGAAAAAGUAUUUGUCCACUUGGAAGUUCUCCAACAAAGUGAAACCGUAAGAAAUCUGUAAUGGGUAAACACCUUUUUGGAGGACUUUGGUACAUUUAUCUUGUGUUCAUUUGGUGAAGCUGCACUGUAGAGUUCCCUGCUUUGUUUUAGUGACUGUUUUAGUAAAAAUUGUUAGAGAUGUACGGUGCGGUACAGCUUUUCCUGCCAAUGCCUUAAGUAGGACAUAUGUUAGGGGAUUUUCUUUUUUUAUUUUACGUUUGCUAUCUAUUUCGGGCUAAUGUCAUCAAUUUGCCCUAUUGUCGACCACUUCACACCUGUAAACCAACCAGCUAGUAUCAACGUCCUUAGUCAAUCCAUAGCAGUUUCUUCUUCUGGUAUUUAAAUAUUUUGAUGAAUUAUGGAGACAAAUAAUCACAUCACAAAACCCUUAAAUUUCUCAUAGAAACUAGUUUAUUUAAUACAAUGCAAAUUAUUUUCUGAAGAAAUAGAUUAUUUAUUAGUGUGACUUGUGGUUGGUAAAAAAAAAAUAAAAAUAAAUAAAAAUAAAAAUCAACCAGCGGCAACACAGUUGGGGACAAAAAGAUCCAAACUGCAAAAUGUCAAAGGGCCGAAAUGACCCCCAUGAGGAACUCCUGAAGAUGACCUUUGCCCCUUUUCACUGUUUCUAACGCUGCUAUGAAGACAUGUUGUUUUGUAAAUAAAGAGUGAGUUUCUUAGUUGUAGUCCAGGUUGUAAUCAUCAUAUGCGGUGAAAGGUAAACAUUUUCUCAUUUGGGACUGGGAGUUUGAAGUUCACUCACAGUACAAAUAAAUGUAAAUAAAUGUUAAUUUAUUUGUACUGUGUCUUGCAAACGUAUUGUCGCUCUUUGAGCAUCGUCAUGUUUUUUUUUUUUUUUUUACUUUUACAACUUUAAACUUGGAUUUAUUAUAUUUUCAGUAACAGUCACAAAGCUGCGUGCCACUGUUGGGUGGAAAAAAAAAAAAAAUGCAACUUGGUUUCCAAAAUUUCGAAACACUCCAAAAAAUGCGUGCCGUGCGUUUCUUUUCAGCUUUUCUGCUUAAUCACCUUCCACUGCACAUAAAGUGGCAGGACUGAUGCCACUGAUGGACUGAUGGGGGUAUGGAGCUACUAAAUUUACACAUCAAAACACUGAAAUGCUGCCUCUACUGUUUUGCCAUGGCGUGUGUCCAGUGCAUUAUGAAGGGCUAGUUUCCAUUUUGAAUGCGCGUCAAAAAAUUUUAUUUUGGCGUUCCAAACAUCUUCCACAGUUUUACACAAGCCAAACUUCUCAUGACUUUGUUUUAACAAUGGUUUUUGUUUUGCUACAUUUCCAUAAACCCUUUCCCCGGGUUUAUGGAAUUGUCUUCACAACAAGUGGAUUUAUUCUGACAUUAAGCUUCCACACAAGUGGAAGCUGUUUAAUAAUAUGAAACAACUUGAUUGCACUGGAUUUUUAACGGAAUUGCAAAAAGUAAAAUAAUCCAAAUUCCUGCCACACUUUUUAGAUUAUUGCAGAACAAGUUUAUUUUCCUUCCACUUGAUAUUAAUCACCGUUUCCUGUGUUCAUCUGUUGUAAAAUGGUAUCAAAAUGCAUUGAAGUUUCUGUUGCACAACAAAAUAUGCAUAAGUUCCAAGUUAUACAGACAUCUAUUGAAAAGAUGCUUCAAUAGAUGUGUUGACUAGGCAAGCAAGUAAUCCAUGUUUGAAAUCCGCAGCAGCAAAUUCACAGCCUGUUUAAAGAGGCUCUCAGUAGCAGUACAAUACCAUUGUACUACUACUGAGUACAAUGGUACAAUGGUACUCAGUACCAUUCUAUAAGAGAUUCUAUAAGAGAGCAAUAAAAUCACAAGACAGCAGAGGUAGAUGACCUUUUUAUGGCAGGGAAAUGAGAAAUAAUCACAUUAGGUCAGGUGAAAAACAAAUUCCAGGAAGUAGACCUAUCCCUGACAAAUCAGAAGCAAAAAUGAAACCUUCUCUCACUUCAAAAACUGGCCAAACAAGUCUUUAGAUUAGUC
Gambusia affinis (western mosquitofish) is the source of this 4542-nucleotide messenger RNA. RefSeq names its product raftlin, lipid raft linker 1a (gene rftn1a). Bases 365 to 2434 code for a protein of 689 amino acids. Lineage: Eukaryota; Metazoa; Chordata; Actinopteri; Cyprinodontiformes; Poeciliidae. The transcript has 10 exons. The record is from RefSeq and is a predicted model, not a curated record.